This is a messenger RNA of Copidosoma floridanum, 3633 nucleotides long. It is a transcript of the gene tous, whose product is annotated as testes of unusual size. The record is from RefSeq and is a predicted model, not a curated record. Gene Ontology annotation, molecular function: protein binding. Lineage: Eukaryota; Metazoa; Arthropoda; Insecta; Hymenoptera; Encyrtidae.
AUGUCGCGGCUGCAGACACGCGUCUUCUACGGGCUUCGGACCGACGUCUCGGGGAACGCGCACUUUGUCACCGACGACGAGGUUCUCUACCUGGUCGGCAAUGCCCUCGCCUUGCACAACUACUCGCAGCGUCGUCAGAGGCUCAUACGACUGCCCGACAGGCACAAAAUCAAUUUGAUGACCAUAGCGCCCAACAAAAAGUACGCGGCUCUGUGCGAGGUCGGGGAAAAGCCGUUGAUCACGAUCUACGACCUGGGCACGAUGAAGAGAAAAAAGUUGCUCGGCAUACCGCACGAGUUUGCCGGCUCGAGCGGUUUCUCGUGUUUGUCCUUCACGUACGACAGUAAGUACUUGGCGGCGGUGACGGACGAGAAUCAGACGAUGUUGUUUUACAACUGGGAAAAGGGUAAGAUCGAGUCUAGCUCGGACUUGAGCAACGCGCAAAACCUCGCGUCGAAGGUGCACUUUGUCUCCUGCAACCCCAGUGACGUUGGGAUCAUGGCCGUGGCUGGUAGCUACGUCUUCAAGUUCCUCACCGUGUCCGAAACCAUCUGGAGGCCGUACGGCUUCGCCAAGGCGGACAACUUGCUCGUUACCUCGAUCACCUGGCUCAACGGCGACCGACUCCUCGCCGGGCUCUCGGACUCGCGGAUUCUCUUUCUGGAGAACGGCGACCUCAAGAACAUCUUCCGGAUCGCCGACGUCACGCUCAUGAACCUUAAGAUCCGCGAGGAAGUGGUACUGCAUCCGGUGGCUGAUGCGACUACCACGGCCCAGCAGCCACAAGAAAUACUGUGCCUGACCUCCUUCCAUCGUGGCUUUGCCCUCGCCUUGGGUCUCGGGACCAUCGUGGUGUUCGAGAAGGAUGGUCAGCACAAGUACGUCAAGCGGAACGCGUACACCAUCCCGAGCCAGCCUUCGAUCGAGACCGAUCGGGAUCACUACCGAGUUAACGCGAUGAGCGCGAAUCCGAGCGCCGAUAAGUUGGUGGUGACCUGCGGCUGGUCGCAACUAUUUUGCGCCAAUCUCUGGGGCCCGGAAUUGAAGGACGAUUCCAAGCCCGAGGUUCUCGACGUCAUUGGCCACAAUCUUCAUCACGGGCCCAUCGGUGGUCUCUCGGUCUGCACGUGGAAGACCCACGUUGCGACCUACGGCGAUCUCGACCACAGCGUCCGGCUCUGGGACUACGAGGACGAAAGCCUGAUCAUGGUCAAGCAGUACCUGGAGAGGAUAUCUUGCGUCGUGCUGCACCCAACUGGCCUUUUCUGUCUCAUUGGCUUCAACGACAAGCUCCGAUUCAUGAGCGUUCUCAUCGACGAUUUUUUGACGAUCAAGGAGUUUCCGAUCCGCAGCUGUAAAAUAGCCGCCUUCAGCUACGGGGGCCACGUAUUUGCCGCCGUCAAUGGGAAUAUUAUUCAAGUGUACAGUACGAUGGAUUUUAGCACUCGUUUUUUGCUCAAAGGCCACUCGGAAAUAAUAAGCGGAAUGACGUGGUCGCUUAACGACAGGAAACUCGUUAGCUUCGGAACCGAAGGUGCCAUUUACGAGUGGGACAUGAGCAACGGUUCGAGAGUAAAAGAGAUCGUUUUGAAGGGCGUGAUGAUCCAAGGAGUUGUUUUACUGUCGAGCGGAACUGAGAUGUACUGCAUUUCGAGCGAUGGCCUCAUUCACGAAAUCAAAGAAACCACAGUGAUCAGAUCAUACAACGUACCCGAAGUACAACUGCGUAGCAUCGUCAUUGGAAAAGAUGAUUCGCUGAUAUUUGCAACUUACCCUAAUGGCUUUGUAGCAUCUUUGAAAUAUCCUCUGCAGAACCCAGUAGAAUAUAACGAAUAUCACGUACAUUGCGCGGACAUCACUCAGAUGUGCUUGACAUACGAUGAAAACGUUUUAAUAACUACCGGCGUCGAUGGCACAAUGUGCUUUUGGAAAGUUAUGUAUACCGACGGUAAAACUACUUCCGUAGGCCGAGAUCUCCUUUACCUGGAUCAAAUAUUGAUUGGCCGAAGUGACCUCGGUGACAAAGUGCAAAACAUUCGCGAUCUAACCACCCGCAUUAAAGAAGUGGAAACGGAGAACGCGUACAAAAUGCGUCAAAUUUCGAUCCAACACAACGAAUUGGUACGCGAUAUCCAUGAGAGCUAUUGUGAAGCGAUGGAAGAACUGCGAGAUAAGAUCGAUAAGCUGGAAGACGAUCAUACGAGUGAGAUCAAUACGAUUAAUGUGGAGAUUGCGAGAAAUAUGGCUGCCCACGAGGAAGCCAUGCGUCAAAUGGAGAUCAGCUAUGAUGCAAAGUUGAUCGUCGAGUAUGACAAGUACAGCAAGUUCGAGGCGCACAAUAAUACUAUGCGUCAAGACUACGAACGCAAGCUUGCCGAUCUCGCUAAAAAAAGUAAACGUGAACUAGAUGAAACAAUAGCAAAGUACGAGGAUCGACUGAGGGAAAAGGAGCUGCAGCUCACAGAGGCUCACGAAGAAAUAAGUCAGGAAGUUCAUGUUCACGAAAUGAUCAAAGAACAGAUAGAGGACGACACAGAUCGCGAGAUUAUAGAGCUUCGUACCUACUACGAGACUUUAUUGAACGACGAGAAACAACAUAUAUUAAAAUUAAAGGGUGAAUCUGGAGUUUUAAGAGGCCAACUCGCGAUGAGCCAAAAAGACUUGGAAGAACUCAAUUGGCAGCUGAAAAAGUUGCGAGAUGACUAUACACAGCUCAAGGCUCGAAAAGAGGAAUUGGAUGACAACGUGGCAGAUUUGAAAAAUGAGGUUGCGGAUAAGGACUCAACCAUCGUCAGUAAGGAUAAGACAAUAGGCAAACUUGAAUUGUCGAAUCAGGAACUUGAAAAAAUUAAGUUUGUGUUGGAUCAUCGAGUGCUUGAGAUGUCAAAACAAAUAGAGCCCCGCGAUCGCGAGAUCAGCGAACUUAAAGAAAAGAUUGCUGACAUGGAGACAGAACUCCUAGCUCUCAACAACAUCAAUCAAAACCUUGAAUUGAAAAUCGUAGGACUGCAAGAAAAAUUAAGCGCUGCGAAACGUGAGACUCAGAAUGAGAUUGGUCUACGAAAACGAAAGCAGCAACUACUCAGAAGAAUACGCAUUGACUUGAUCAACACUACUGCCCUCAUUCAACAACCGGGUGCUCUAAAGAACGCUGUCAUUAAAUUGUACAAUCAGUACAGUGCGAGUGACCAGUUGAAGCGAAGUCACCAGGCAGACCUCGACGCGCAGUACGAAUUUGCCAAGCAGAGAGAUCACCUCGAGAACACCAUUACUUUGUUGAAAAAGCAAUUGGCUCGCAGUGAUUCGAUGAGCGAUACUCCUUACGAUAAACUCUUGGAUGACAACAUAUUUUUACUAUCGGAGCUAAAUGCGCUGCGAGAUGAGCUGAGAGCAAGUCAGAGGCACACCUCGGAUAUGGAAGGCUUAUUGGGCAUUAGAGGUAAAGAGAUUGGUCCAACGGAAGCAAGAAAUAAAGUGUUUAAAAUCAUUCGUGGUAAUGAAGAACUGAAGCGCGAAUACGAGGUGAAACUUCAAGAUUGCGAAAAAAUCAUCGACAUACUGAAAGAAAACAUUUCGGAACUGUACUGCAAACUUUUCGAGUAUGACACCAAGGAUGAAGUGGUUCUUUCAUAA